UAUUGUAAAAAAGAUACUCAGACCGGAAUGUGUCGUGAGCGUCGCUGAUUUCGUCGUGAGCCUAUGCCUAACCCAUAAACUUCGAAAUUCUCUCUCUCUCUCUCUCUCUCUCACACACACACACACACACAUUGCAUUCUACGCACGCGACCCGAUGACAACAAUGUUGGAAAGGAUCUCAGCUUCUUUUACAGAUCGAAAGCGUCGACGCAAUGCCAAACCGCAUCAUCAAAAUCCCGUUCCUGAUACGAAACGCGACGCCGUAGAAGGCGGUUUUGACGGAUCUUCUUUCACCGGCGCCGUAUUCAACCUCUCGACGACAAUUGUCGGUGCCGGCAUUAUGGCUCUUCCGGCUGCCGUGAAACAACUCGGGUUGAUUCCCGGUUUGGUGAUGAUUAUUCUGUGUGGUGCGUUAACAGAAUCAUCCGUUGUGAUGCUGUUGAGAUUCACACGUGCGUCGAAAUCGUCAACGUAUUCCGGUGUUGUUCGUGAUGCGUUCGGUGGCAUUGGUCGCUUCAUUUUAUUGAUUUGUAUCAUCUUCAACAACAUGGGAAUGCUAAUUGUGUACAUGGUCAUUAUCGGUAUUUUAUUUCAUUAUUUAUAAUUAUUUACUAUAUCAAAUUUAAAG
Cicer arietinum (chickpea) is the source of this 628-nucleotide messenger RNA. The record is from RefSeq and is a predicted model, not a curated record. NCBI's taxonomy places the organism in Eukaryota, Viridiplantae, Streptophyta, Magnoliopsida, Fabales, Fabaceae.